Microtus oregoni (creeping vole) is the source of this 6177-nucleotide messenger RNA. RefSeq names its product spalt like transcription factor 3 (gene Sall3). The coding region runs from base 1 to 3960 and encodes 1319 amino acids. The record is from RefSeq and is a predicted model, not a curated record. NCBI's taxonomy places the organism in Eukaryota, Metazoa, Chordata, Mammalia, Rodentia, Cricetidae. Gene Ontology annotation, cellular component: nucleus. Gene Ontology annotation, biological process: regulation of transcription by RNA polymerase II. Gene Ontology annotation, molecular function: DNA-binding transcription factor activity, RNA polymerase II-specific; RNA polymerase II cis-regulatory region sequence-specific DNA binding. The transcript has 3 exons.
AUGUCUCGGCGCAAGCAGGCCAAGCCCCAGCACCUCAAGUCGGACGAGGAGCUACCGCCGCAGGACGGGGCUUCAGAGCACGGCGUCCCCGGGGACGGUGCUGAGGACGGGGAGAGCGGCAGUGAGAGCAGGAGUGGCAGCGAGGAAACCAGCGUGUGUGAGAAGUGUUGUGCAGAGUUCUUCAAGUGGGCAGACUUCCUGCAGCACAAGAAGACUUGUACUAAGAACCCACUGGUGCUGAUCGUGCAUGACGAUGAGCCAGCGCCGCCCUCCGAGGACUUUCCAGAACCUUCUCCUGCCAGCUCGCCCAGCGACCGCACUGAGAGUGAGGUGGCUGAGGAGGUGGCACCCACGGAGGGCAGCGAGGUGAAGGCUCCAGCAAAGGAGGCUGAGCCCAUGGAUGUGGAGGCAUCAACGGACAAGGGCCCUCCAGGCCCAGGUGUGCCCCCACCGCCACCUGCACUGCCACCACAACCGGAACCCGUGGCCUUCAGCAUGCCUAGCACCAAUGUGACUCUGGAGACGCUGCUCAGCACCAAGGUGGCGGUGGCACAAUUCUCCCAGGGUGCACGAGCGGGCGGCACGGCAGGCGCCGGUGGAACCGUGGGCGCUGUGGCCAUCCCCAUGAUCCUAGAGCAGCUGGUGGCACUGCAGCAGCAGCAGAUCCACCAGCUCCAGCUCAUUGAGCAGAUCCGCAGCCAGGUGGCCCUGAUGAGCCGCCAGCCCGGGCCUCCACUGAAGCCCUCGGCCAGUGCCCCUGGCACCGCCUCGGUACAGCUGCAGGGCCUGGCUCCACACACAGCUCUCCAGCUUUCCACUGGACCAGCCACUGCCUCUGCUGGCUCGGGCUCCACCCUCCCAGCGCCCUUCGAUGGCUCCCAGCACCUGUCUCAGCCUGCCUCUGGCACAAGCACUCCCUGCAGCACCGGUGCUGCCCCCACCGAAUCUGGGGCACACCCCGCCUGCAGCACUGGUCCUGCUCCGGGAGUUGUGGCCGCAGCAUCCAGUACAGUGGGCAACACAGUGCAGCCCCAGAAUGCAUCUACGCCCCCGGCCCUGGGUCCCGGGCCUCUCCUCAGCUCAGCCUCCAAUCUGCCAAACCCUCUGCUACCUCAGACUUCAUCCAGCAGUGUCAUCUUCCCCAACCCCCUGGUGAGCAUCGCUGCCACAGCCAAUGCCCUGGACCCGCUGUCGGCUCUCAUGAAACACCGCAAGGGCAAACCCCCUAAUGUGUCAGUGUUCGAGCCCAAGGCCAGUGCCGAGGACCCUUUCUUUAAGCACAAGUGUAGGUUCUGUGCCAAGGUCUUCGGCAGUGACAGCGCCCUGCAGAUUCACUUGCGUUCCCACACUGGGGAGCGGCCCUUCAAAUGCAACAUCUGCGGGAACCGCUUCUCCACCAAGGGCAACCUUAAAGUCCACUUCCAGCGGCACAAGGAGAAGUACCCCCACAUCCAGAUGAACCCCUAUCCUGUCCCAGAAUACCUCGACAACGUGCCCACCUGCUCCGGCAUUCCCUAUGGCAUGUCCCUACCCCCAGAGAAGCCAGUGACCACCUGGCUGGACAGCAAGCCAGUGCUGCCCACUGUGCCCACAUCAGUAGGGCUGCAGCUACCCCCAACUGUCCCUGGCACCCACAGCUACACCGACUCCCCCAGCAUCACCCCCAUCAGCCGUUCCCCACAGAGGCCCUCUCCAGCAUCCAGCGAAUGUACCUCUCUGUCUCCAGGCCUCAACAAUACUGAGUCUGGUAUCCCAGUGAGGCCGGAGUCACCCCAGCCACUCCUCAGUGGGCCUUCAGCUACUAAAACGGAGCCAGUCAGCCUGCCUUGCACUAGUACAAGGACGGGGGAUGCCCCUGUGGUGGGCGGGCAGGUCAGUGGAUUGCCCACUUCAACUGCCACCACUGUCACAGACAGCACCUGUGCAAGCCUCGGGAGCCCCGGUCUUCCGGCUGUUUCUGACCAGUUCAAGGCCCAGUUUCCUUUCGGCGGGCUGCUUGACUCUAUGCAAACGUCAGAGACCUCGAAACUGCAGCAGCUGGUGGAGAACAUCGAUAAGAAGAUGACUGACCCAAACCAGUGCGUCAUCUGCCACCGCGUGCUGAGCUGCCAGAGCGCCCUGAAGAUGCACUACAGGACACACACCGGGGAGCGGCCCUUCAAGUGCAAGAUCUGUGGGCGCGCCUUCACCACCAAGGGCAACCUGAAGACGCACUUUGGGGUGCACCGUGCAAAGCCCCCACUCCGAGUGCAGCACUCGUGCCCCAUCUGCCAGAAGAAGUUCACCAAUGCCGUGGUGCUGCAGCAGCACAUCCGCAUGCACAUGGGAGGGCAGAUCCCAAACACGCCGCUGCCCGAGGGCCUGCAGGAGGCCAUGGAUGCCGAACUGCCCUUUGACGAAAAGAAUGCAGAGACCCUCAGCAGCUUCGACGAUGACCUUGAUGAGAACUCCAUGGAGGAGGACUCAGAGCUGAAGGACACGGCCAGCGAGUCAUCUAAACCACUUCUCUCCUAUUCGGGGUCCUGUCCGCCCUCACCCCCAUCUGUCAUCUCCAGCAUUGCUGCCCUCGAGAACCAGAUGAAAAUGAUCGACUCGGUCAUGAACUGUCAGCAGCUGGCCAGCUUGAAAUCAGUGGAAAACGGGUCUGGGGAAAGUGACCGCUUGAGCAAUGAUUCCUCAUCCGCGGUAGGUGACCUGGAGAGCCGCAGUGCAGGCAGCCCCGCUCUGUCUGAGUCCUCAUCCUCCCAAGCUCUGUCGCCAGCUCACAGUAAUGGUGAGAGCUUCCCUUCCAAGUCACCAGGUCUUGGCCACCAGGAGGAUCCCCAGGAGAUCCCACUGAAGACUGAAAGGCUGGAGAGCCCACCCCCCGGCCCAGGAAAUGGAGGUGCCCUGGACCUGACAGCGGGCCACCCUGGGCGGCCACUCAUCAAGGAGGAGGCCCCUUUCAGCCUGCUGUUCCUGAGCAGAGAGCGGGGUAAGUGUGUGAGCACUGUGUGUGGUGUCUGUGGCAAGCCCUUUGCUUGCAAAAGCGCGUUGGAAAUCCACCACCGCAGCCAUACCAAGGAGCGGCCAUUUGUCUGCACGGUCUGCAGGCGAGGCUGCUCCACUAUGGGUAACUUAAAGCAGCACUUACUGACACACAAGUUGAAAGAGCUGCCUUCUCAGUUUGACUCCGACUUUACUCUAGGUCCCAGCCACAGCACACCUAGCCUGGCCUCCAGCCCCGCGCCCACCAUGAUCAAAAUGGAAGUGAACGGUCACAGCAAGGCCAUCGCACUGGGUGAGGGCCCAGCCCUACCAGCUGGAGUCCAGGUCCCCACUGGGCCCCAGACAGUGAUGAGCCCUAGCCUGGCACCCAUGCUGGCACCCCCACCACGACGGACACCCAAGCAACACAACUGUCAGUCAUGUGGGAAGACCUUCUCCUCCGCCAGUGCCCUGCAGAUCCAUGAACGCACCCACACUGGGGAGAAGCCCUUCGGUUGCACCAUCUGCGGCAGGGCCUUCACCACCAAGGGCAAUCUCAAGGUACACAUGGGCACCCACAUGUGGAACAAUGCACCUGCAAGGCGUGGCCGCCGCCUGUCUGUGGAAAACCCCAUGGCCCUGCUCGGUGGUGACGCUCUGAAGUUCUCUGAGAUGUUCCAGAAGGACCUGGCGGCUCGGGCCAUGAACGUUGACCCCAGCUUUUGGAACCAGUAUGCUGCUGCCAUCACCAAUGGACUUGCCAUGAAGAACAAUGAGAUUUCUGUCAUCCAGAAUGGAGGCAUUCCUCAGCUCCCAGUAAGUCUAGGCGGAGGUGCCAUCCCGCCUUUGGGUGCCAUGGCUGGUGGGGUGGACAAGACGCGCACUAGCAGUAGCCCGCCCAUUGUCAGCUUGGACAAAACAAGCUCAGAGACGGGAGCCAGCCGGCCAUUCACAAGGUUCAUUGAAGAUAACAAGGAGAUUGGAAUAAACUAGUCAGAUAUACUUCAGACUUCUCCCUCCUGCUCCAUCCCAAGUCCACAGUUUGAGCAUCAGGCUUUGGACCUCACAUGCCUGGGCUCUCACUAAUGUUUUAUCCAUGACAGGAAAUACCUGUACCGUGUGGCUGCUGUAAGGUGGCCUGGUGGGUGCCCCUCAGGGCAUCUUCAACAGUUUGACUGUUCUUGAGAACUCUGCAACCUUUUAAGCAAAUUUCAGACAAAGGCUUAAGUGCUUGGAAAACUGCCUUAGGAACAGAAAGAGCUCAGACCAUAUCUACUUCAUUGCUCCUAGAACCUAGUGACCCCCUUGUGAGGGGGAGCAGGGUCCCCUGUGGUAAUCCAGUGAGCUGUAUUCCAUGGUUUUGUUCAAAUUCUGUAGGCACUUGAACUCUGUUUUAGGGACUCUUCAUCUUGAGGAAGCAGCUCAGUGCUUCAAAUGCUGUGUGUUAUGACAGUCUCUUCGUCUAUAGUAUUUAUGUUAAGAUUAUGCGGGUAACAGACAAUAAAAUAACCCAACCUUAAAUGAGGAUCUUGUAUCACAGAAUACAUCUGGCUAUGUGAUUUUUUUUUAAAGCAAGAGUUGCUUUAUUAUAAAUAAGUGGAUUAAUUAAAUGCAGGCAAAAUUGUGACGUUCUAUUGGGAAAGAUAGCAUGCUUUUUGUGUGCAAGUACCUGUCAGUAACACCCCCCUCCCCUUUUUUAAUUUAAAUGUUUGUAGCUGCUAUGUGAACGGUUGUUCUCUAGUGUGGUCUGUAGCCCAGCGGUUGAUUGGGAACAAGUUACAGACAAGCAUCACCGUAAAAUGAUUCGCAGCAUUAUAAACAGUUGUGAGUAAAUAUUUCGCAUUAUCGACGCUGUAUAAUAAAGAGGUAAUGUUUGUAUAAUGUGGUUGCAAAUCUUAAUUUAUACAAUUGCACUUUUAGUAUUUUGUAUUAGGGAGGUUUGUCUAUAAUUUGAGAAUUUACAAAAGAUGUAUUUUAUAAAUAGUACCUCGGUUUAAAGAAAAUGGAGAAAAAAAAUAUGUCACAGUUUGUUUUGUCUUAAAGUUGAACGUGAGAAAUCUAUGCUGUAUGAGCAGAGAAGCCACCAAGGCUUGUCGGCACCUCAAUAAAAUAAGGCCUGCCAUUUCUUAAAUUAACAUGAUUUAUUUAACUUUUCUACAAAACCCAUUGAAAAACUGUGAGCACCCUACCAAAACUUUGACAAAUUAGUCUUAGUUCUGUGACAUAGAAAAGGAAAAAAAAAAAACCAACAGAGUGAACGUUGUGUAGGUGUGACUUACUGUAGGCUCACCUCUUCCUCCCACACACAUGAGAUGUGACUGCCUCCUAGCUCUGGCCGUGGCGUGAAGGAGAACCGUGAGUGUCUGGCAGUAGUCAGUCAUAGCUUUGACGUUUUCUGAGUCCAUGAUUUAUUGUCUUUCCAAGAGCCAACACGGUGCAGUGUCCUGAUGAUCCCAAAGUCUUUGCUGAUGACUUGUCUAAACCGCAUGCAGUGAGCAGAGGCCAGAGGCAGGGAGGCGGGGCUGAACCCAAACUUGAACGUCAGUGUUGUGUGUACUACCUCAUUUUUGUGCAUCGCAAGCAUGCUGGGAUGUGACACGAUGACCUUCCAACAGAAUUGCUCAAGACGUAGGUAGCUGGGUACCUCGACAGGGAGUGGUCUGCGCCUGGAGGCUGAACCAGACAGUGUGAGACAGACGGAUAGAGCAGUCACCUCAAACAACUGAAUCAACAGGAAAAGGCGCUGCAGGGGAGUGACUACCGCUGGCCCGCUGGCCCGUGGCUGAGCAGAGAGCUUCUGGGGCUCGUUAUCUGUUUCUGUCUUUGGAAAUGAACACGGAACUCUCUGACUCUCUUUUCCACAUAGUGAGGUGGAGUGUCUCCAGGCCAUGCCAUCUCUUGCUGGGGGAUGGGACCGGGUGCUUCGGCUUUGGGAAAAGGAAGAAAAAUGGCUAAUGUUGCCGGGCUCUGGGCAGUUGAACGUCUUGUUAUUUAUCUGUGUCCUGGUGUGUUUGUCCCCACUCUCGGUUGGUAUUUGGCACCAUGUUAGUGUUCUUCUCUCAAAACGAUGUGUAUAUAACUUAAGAGAAAUGUAAAGCAUUAUAACUGAGAUGGCUGAGGAAGGUGCCGUGACCACCGCCAUUCUGUGUUCAGGGCCGCUGUCCCUCUGCGUGGUGAAGAGAGACACUAUUUUUAUAAACAUAAAACCAC